Molecule: messenger RNA, 1056 nt
Organism: Abrus precatorius (Indian licorice)
Lineage: Eukaryota; Viridiplantae; Streptophyta; Magnoliopsida; Fabales; Fabaceae
Exons: 3
Coding region: 41-664 (207 amino acids)
Source: RefSeq, a predicted model, not a curated record
AAUCCUAUAAAAGCCUCACUCUACCUUUGAGGCAUUAGAAAUGGGGAAGAAGAGAAAAUCCAUCGCCACCAGCCUCGACGAGGUCGAUCGAACCAUGUACGCUUCCUUCUGCACCGCCGCAAAUUCCCUCUCCCACCUCUACACACAAGCCAUGAACCACCAAAAACUCUCCUUCCAAGCUGGCGAACGCCACUCCCUCGACAAACUCUAUCAGUGGAUCUGGAGACAGCAAGAGGGUGGAUCACGAGUUGCAACCCUUGAUAUACUUAACUACAUUCAGAAUGAACUGGAUUACGGUGGAGAAGAGCCGUCCAUGUCCCCUAGAGCUCCAUUGCAACAUCAACAGUCACAACCACUAAUGCAUGUCACUGGUUCAGGAUUUCCUGUAACAUCGGGAUUUUCUGGCCAAACAAUUAUUGGGCAGGGAAUCCGAUCUGACCACUGUGAAAAUCAAUCGAAGAAUUCUGUGUUUUCAAAUGCUUUGUCAAGCCCUGUUCGUCGCAGUCUUCAGCAUUAUCAAAUUGGUGAGGGAGGGAACCACCCAAGUGGUCUCUCCAUUGGCAAUGGAAACCGGAACAUUGAACCCGGCUUUCUUCAUCAGCAAAGCAGAGACUCUGCCACAUUCAGUUCUAAUGAUUCUGCCAUGGACAUGCAUGCAGACUAGUCCUGCCCAUUGUUAUAUCCAAUGAAUAUUUUUGUUUGACCAUCCUUCUACAUUACCUGCAAAAGAAGUGAAUAACUAAUGGAAGGCCAUAUCUGGUUUUGCUCAUUGCAUCCUACAACAAAUAGCAGCAGCAGGGUUGAACCACUUGUAUUAACUUAUUGAAAUGCUUAUUUCAUCGGAGUGAUAGUUUGGAUCUUAAAUGUUCUUUGUAAAGUAUUUUGUUGAAAUAGUUUAAAGGCAUUUAAAUUUGUACCUUGAUUGUCUCCCUCACUCCUCUUUCUCAAAGACAACUUUUUCAAUGUAGGGAUUGCUUCUAUCUGAAGUUUCCUAUGUAUAUCUGUCCUCUUCGUAGAUUCUAUAUGCGGCAAUUUACAACUUCAGGCAUCUUUUGU